AUGGAAAUAAAUAAUGGUACAUUAAAAAGGAAUUCAGAAUUAUUUUUUUAUUGUUGGGAAAAUGUUUACAUAAAAAAAGUAAUUUUUGAAAAUUUAAAAACAAAUAAAACUUCAAUAAUAAACCUAUUAUAUGGAAUAUAUAAUUAUUUACAAUUAAAUGAUGUUAAUACAAUUACAACAAAUGAAAACUUACAUAUUUUAUUAAUAGAUAAAAUUAAAAAAACAAGAAAUUUAAAUUUUAAUUUUCCAAAAACCAAGAUUCCCUUUGAAUUAAUUUUCCAAAAGUUUAAUUCAAAUGAAACAAUUGAUUUUUAUAAAGAUUUAUUUAAAAAUUAUCCAAAGUAUUUCCUUUCUUCAAUGGAUGCAAUUUGUGAAUAUGCAAUCAAAUGUAAUAAUAUAGUUGCAAUUCAAGUUUUAAUAAAACAUUUUUCAUUUGUCCCAAAUAAUAGUAAAGAAAUUCUAAUAAGUUCAAUUUUAAAUGGGUCAUUCAAAGUUGCAAGUUUUUUAAAAGAAUCUUUUAAUAUAAACCUUACCAAUGAAGAUUAUAAUAAAAUAUGGAAUUAUUUAUUAUACAAUGAAAAUGUGGAAGGCACAAAACAAGAAGCCCAUUCAAUGUUUGAAGUAAUAAAACAUAAUAAAAAUAUAAAUUUUAAUAAAAUAAAUGAUUCAAUUGAAUAUUUAGUAAAAGAAUUAAAUGCACCAUUACCAUCACCUAUUGGUAAUAAUUCAUUUAAAUGUUUCAUUGAUUUUUCAAUUAAAAAAAGAAAUCUUGAAUUUAUUUUAUCAACUUGUUAUUCAAUUUCAUAUUUAAAAUCAUCUUUGGAAUUAUUUAUUUCACCCAAUCCAAAUUUAACGAAUUCAAUUAAAAUUUUAUCAAUUAAAGAAUUGGAUGAAAUUAAAAUGAAAUUAACUAGACAAGAAUUAGAAAGUAAUGUACAAGAUAUUGAAACUAAUAAUGAAAUAAUUUCAAAAUUAGUUGGAAUGGCUUCAAAAUUUACAAAUAUUAAUUUUAAUGUUAAUAUGAAGUUUUAUUAUCAACAUUAUUAUUUUAAUGAACCACCUAAACAAUGGGGAGAUUUUUUAACAAAUAUUUAUAACUAUAUUGAAAUUUCAAUAUCACACGGAGAUUAUAAAGAUUUGGUACUAAAUAUUAAUAAACUACCAAUUGAUCCUACAAUUAAUGGUAAAUCAAUUUAUUUUUUGGGUUUCGAAUCAUACACAUUAUUUAGAUCAUGUAAAAGUAUAAUGAACCAAAAAUGUGAAAUAUUUAUUCAAGAUGUUGUUAAUCAUCAAUUAGAUACAACAAUUGCACCAGAAUUAAAACAUUCAAUUAUUGAUGUUAUAAAAUUUUUUAUUACUUUAGGAAAUAUUGAAUUGAUUCAACAACUUUUUAUACAACUAGAUUAUUUCAAUAUUCAAAUUAAUCCAUCAAAUUUAAUAUACUCUUUUAUUAAUUCAACUGAAAUGUUUGAUUUAAUUUAUCAAAGAUUUAGAGAAACAUUCAAUUUAAAUGAAAUUUUAGAAAUUGUAAAUAUGUAUAAUAAGGUUGAAAUUAAAUAUUUAAUACUAUACCAUUUUAAAAACAACUAUACCCAAGAUUAUUAUCAACAACUUGAAAAUUAUAUACCAUGUGUAAAUAAUUUAUUAAAUGAAUUUAUUUUUGAAAAUAUUCAAGAUUUUCAAAAUAAAUUAAUAGAAUCAAAUUUUUGGUCAAAUUCUUAUGCAAUUAAAACUAUAAAUACCAAUCUCCCAUUAAAACAUUUUAAAAAAUUAUUAGAAAUAACUCCUAUUGAUCAUGAAUAUUAUCAUUGUUUUAAUAAUUUUGAAAAUUUAAAAUAUGUAAUAGAUUUUAGAAAACAAGAUAUAAUCAACAAUCGUAGAUUUUAUAUACAAUUUGAAAAUUCAUCAAUUUAUAAUAUAUAUGCAUGUGGAAUGAUGGAAGAAAUUUUUGAGGAAUGUUUAGAAAAACCAAUUAAUAUCCCAAUGGAAAAUUUAAAUAAUACAUUUGAUUUAAUGAUUAAAUCAAUUGAUUUAAAAUCAAUUAAAUUUAUAAUUGAUUAUUUUAAUCUAACAAAUAAUAAUACAUUUAUUCAAAACUUUAAGGGAUGUUUAAAUACAAUCUCAAAGUUUAACCGAAUUGAAGUUUUAUCAUUCAUAUACAAUAACUAUCCAACACUAUUAUCUCAAAAUAAUUUACAAUCAUUAUUUGAACAUUGUUUACAAGUAACAGGUUCAAUUGAAAUAAUUCAAUUUUUAAUUAAAGAUAUUAGAUUUAAACCAAACCUUGAAAAUAUUGAUAAAAAUAUUAAUUUUACAGAUAAAACUUUUAUAACUAAAAAUUAUUUUUUAAAAUAUUUAAAUAAAUAA
Messenger RNA from Dictyostelium discoideum AX4, 2367 nucleotides. RefSeq lists its product as hypothetical. The record is from RefSeq and is a predicted model, not a curated record. Lineage: Eukaryota; Evosea; Eumycetozoa; Dictyosteliales; Dictyosteliaceae. The transcript has a single exon. The coding region runs from base 1 to 2367 and encodes 788 amino acids.